UAUGAAAAGGCAAUCACUUUUAGAGCGCAGACAUUGUGUACUUAAGUCUGAUUAAAGACUUAGUGACCAAUCGAUUGAAGUUUCGGUUAAUUUGUUGGCCAUUAAUGUCCGUUAUGUCCGACAAAACAGGUUUACGGAAGAAAUGUUUUUUCGACAUUUCUAUUGCUUCCGAAAUCGUCGGUCGGAUAGUGUUUGAACUUUUUGAUGACAUUUGUCCGCAAACUUGUGAAAACUUCAGAUGUCUUUGCACGGGAGAGAAGGGAUUGGGAGAUACCACGAAAAAACCAUUGCAUUACAAGAAUGUAUUAUUUCAUAGAGUGGUCAAAGAUUUUAUUAUACAGAGCGGCGACUUCUCAUUGGGGAAUGGCAAAGGAGGCGAAUCCAUUUACGGCGGAACUUUCAAUGAUGAAAACUUUACUUUAAAACAUGAAAAACCAUUAUUACUAUCGAUGGCUAACAGAGGAAAGAAUACAAACGGAUCUCAAUUUUUUAUAACACUUAAUCCGGCCAAACAUUUGGAUGGCGUUCACGUAGUCUUCGGUCAUGUCUUGUCGGGUCAGGAAGUGAUUCAAAAAAUUCAAAAACAAGAGACAGAUAAAGAAGGAAAACCAAUUAAUGACAUAAAGAUUGCUGAAUCUGGAGAAUUGAUUCCUCAAAUUGCCAAAUCAAAAGAGAAAAAGAAAAAACAUCGCAAAGAAAAAUCGAAGAAAUCAGAAGAAGGAGAGGUGUCCACAGAUGAAGACUCACACAAACUUAAGAAGAAAAAGAACAAACAUAAGAAGCAUAAGAAAGAAAAAGAAGAUAAAAAUGAAGAAGAAGAAAAGUCAGUUAACUUAUUAGCCAUCGAAUGUUCGGUGAAAGCAGAAGAAGUGCCAGAAAUUCCUGAAAAUAAAUUUUUAAUUCGAGAGUCAAAUGAAGACAUAAAAGAAGUAGAAUUGAGUAGAAAAAGAACGACUUCAUCGGGACGUCAAUUCAAAGGAAGAGGAUUUAGACGUUUCAAAACUCCUCCGCCAACCGGUAAUCGUAAUUCUCGAGGUCGCAGUGAAACUCCUGAACACUGGAAGUGUGAACAGGAAAAACUAAAGUCAUUUAAAGAGGUCAUUACUGCCAGUCAUCACAAUUCUUUGCGAAGAAAUCGAAAUCGAGAUUCAGAUCGAUAUCAUUCAGAACGAUAUCGAGAAUCUUAUCGAAAUCGAGAAUCAGAAAGGAAUCGAGACUUCGGUCGAAAUCGUUUCUAUGGAAGCGAUAGAUUUGGACAAAGAGAUAGAUUUACAGAUCAAGAUCAACUUCAUAGUAGAUUUAAGAGAGAGGAUUCUGACACAGAAAAUAUUGGUGACACAGAAAGAUACGCUCAAACUAAACGAAGAAUUUUCACUGAAGAGCCUCCCAAUCGUUUGUUAAGAAGAAGUUCUUCUUUAGAUAAUAAAUCAAACGAUGACGAAGAAUAUUAUCAAAAUGAUGGAAAAAAUUCCAGAGAUUCACGAAUAAGAUCUAACAUUGAAAGAGUAGUAAUUAAAUCUCAGGUUCGGGUUAACGAAGAUUUCAAUAAAUCUCGAAUAGAGAGAAAAAAUUCCGAUACUUUUGAUAAUAAGUCACAACAGGACACACAUAUUGACAUCAAUGACAUCCCUCUUCCCAUAACUGAUACAAAUAAGAAAUUUACUGAAAAUGAGACAAAAAAGUUGAACAAAAGGCUAUACGAUUCAGACCUAAAAAGAGCAGAUAAACGAAAACGAAGUCGAAGUAAAAGUAGAAGUCAUUCGAGAGACAGAUCUUAUAAAAAGAUUUCAUUGCGUAGUAGAAGAAGAAGACAUUCUUCUGAUUGAUUUGAAGUAGUUUUGCGUCACUUUAUUAAAGAUAUU
This is a messenger RNA of Oppia nitens, 1862 nucleotides long. RefSeq lists its product as uncharacterized. The coding region runs from base 105 to 1826 and encodes 573 amino acids. The record is from RefSeq and is a predicted model, not a curated record. Lineage: Eukaryota; Metazoa; Arthropoda; Arachnida; Sarcoptiformes; Oppiidae. The transcript is spliced from 11 exons. Gene Ontology annotation, cellular component: intracellular membrane-bounded organelle. Gene Ontology annotation, molecular function: peptidyl-prolyl cis-trans isomerase activity. Gene Ontology annotation, biological process: protein peptidyl-prolyl isomerization.